UCUCUGAGACGCUGAUUUUUUAGAGAUAUCCCUAACUGACGUGAACUAAAAAUACUGUGAAAACAAUAUGAGAACUCGAGAAAGCCAAGCCGAUUAUUUUCUCGUUUUGAUAUUAUGGAAAUGCAAAAAUACUUAAUAAUAUAAAAUAAUUGCGACAUAAAUCUAAUGGUUAGCUGGGAAUUAUCCAAUCACAUUAUUGUUUAUGAUUAUCCUAAUGUGAGCGAGAAGAAAAUGGAAGAAGAGGAACAUUUUGACUACAGGAGCCCUAAAGGGCAGCUUAUUAAGAUCCUGGAACAAAAAUCCAAGAAACCAGAAAUUGACAAUACUUUAUCGCAGGUUUUGGAAAAGUUUUCUGAGCUAAAUAAAAGACAAAAUAUGUAUUUAGAAAACGGUAUUUUUAAAACGAAUUUUGCUGAGGAUGCAUUAUUGUUACAACACUGCGCAUUGUAUUAUGGCAAAAGGGUCGAUAAGCUUUGGAACGAUUUGCUGCAACUACAUACAAGACUUCUACAGUAUGAUCAAAAUCGUAAUAAAAAAACCGCCAAAAGAAAUGAAUCUAGUCAAUUGGAACUAGAAAAACUAGAGGAACGGAUUAAUCGAGGCAGACAUAAAAAAAUUAAGUUGGUACAAUCCAAAGAAAACAAAACAAUAGGGGAAAUGUAUGAUGAGCAAAACAUGAUUUUAAGGGCUGAUGAUGAGGAACAAUAUGAUGUCCAAAAACCAUUUGAAUUAGAUACAGAACUUAUGGACAGUUGGAGUCAGUUGUCAUUUUCAAAGGAAAAGAAAAUUUCAAAGGUGUUGAUGGAGCACUCUAUGCAGCCAUAUCGCUUGAAAAAUUACCUUGUUCCUGGCGAAAAUGACAUUAUUUAUGAUGGUGAUGAUCCUGAAGAAUUCAAUACUAAGCAAAGCAGACUUCCAUCAUAUCAUCCCAUUCGGCAUUUAUUUGAAUAUAAUGAUAGAUGCCUUUUGCCUGAUACUAAUAACACUAUUGCUAAAUUGAGAAUGGCCUAUAUGGGCAAUCAAAAGUACUUGAAUGAGAAACACAUCCAUGGAGAUGCAUUAUAUGAAACUUAUAAAGUUGGGUACCAGAAGUUUGUUAAAAGUUUCUUUGAACAUGAACGCAAAAAAAUUCAAAACAUGCCUCAAGAGGAUUUACGAGACUUGCAUAAGUUUUACCGAGAACUUGAACGCAAAGAAAAAGAGGCUCUGUUUGUAAGAAGUAAAUCAAAUGAAAAUUCCCAAGAAAUUUCAACUUCGGUUACUUUUGAAAGUCUUGUAUUGGGAAAAUUGUUUCAAGAUCUUUCUUUUGCAGAUCUCAACGCAGAAGAAUGUGAGUUGGGCAUUCCUCAAGAAUUGGCAAAUAUCACUGUUGACUUAACCGAAAGUACACCAGCUGAUAAGUUAAGAUCAGAUUCAGGUUACUUUGAUGGAGGUUUUGAAAAUGAUGAUGAUGAUGAUAUGAAUAAUACUGAUGAUGUAGAAAGGCAAGAAGCAAAUAAAGAUUUGUCAGAAAAUAAAUCUGCUCCCGAUACUAAAAAUGAAACUAGUUUAGAUAUUAAUGUAGUACAGGAUAAGCAAUCCUCAAUUAACAGUUUCACGGACAAUUUAAACGCUUCAAGUAAUUGCAUAAUGCAGAAUAGCAAUGUGAUUCAGGAAUAUCAUCAAGCAACUUUGUCGACUGUAGAAAAUAUUGAUAAUCAAGAUUUUGUGAAUGUCAAUUACUCAAAACGUUUAGAUGAUACAAAUAAAAAUGUGACUCAUGUGGGACAUGAUUAUAUUAAACAAACAAAGGACAUGAUUAUGAUCAUUUACAAUAAAGAUCACCAAAAUAACAAUAUUGUACCCAUUACAAGAACCUCAAAAACAUUGGGGAAAAAUAUUAAACUGAAAACUGUUAUGGACUCGAAAGUACAAAAUGAACAAAGGAAAAGGGAACUUCUUCAUAAAGAUAAACUUUUAGUGAAAAGGAGGAAACUUACUGCAAAGCAGAUCAUCAACUUGAAAAAAAGCCUUAUCAAGCCAGUCAAUGAACUAAAAUGGGAAAGCUUCUUUUCCAUGAACUAUCGAACUGAGAUUGGUGAAGGCGAUGUGGUCAGGACUUAUUAUGAGCCAGACUUUGAAAUUGAAGAUCAUUUCGAUAACAUUUCGAAUCCAGAUCACAACACUGAUUGCGAGGGCUCCCACGAUCAUGACUAUUGCCGUCCAGAUAGCGCCAUAGAUUUAUCAAGGUCAUGUGUUUCCCCAGCUCCUUGCGCAUCUCCAAGUGCAGUCACACAAAUGAAGGGCACAUCUGACAAUCAUCCAGAACUGGACAAAUCUGAUGAGGUUUUAGACAAUUCAUUCUUCACUAACGAUUCAGGAUUUGGUACAAGUUCACUUCUCACACAGUCUGACAGUAGCAUAACAGAAAAGAGUGUGCUACAAAAUGACAGUGGAUUGUGGAGUGUGGAAAAUGAGCGACAAAAAAUUAAGCAAUCUGUUACUGAGUGGAAAUCAUUUAUUGAACCGAAAUUAAAGAUGCUAAAGGAGAAAGACUUCGAUAUUCAUAAAUAUGGCUCUGAUAUAAUGGAUUCUAUGGAAUUAAAUGAGACAAAGUUGUUUACAAAUUUAGUUGUUGGUAAAUCCCCCGCUGAAGUUGUCAGAUACUUUAUUUCAUCCCUGCAGCUUGCUAGUACGUGCAAUGUGGAGAUCUGUGGUGUACAGAAAGGGACACUGUCAAAUGAAACUUUAUCUUUGAAGUUAUUGAACAAAGAGAGGUACCAUGACCAUUUAGAAGAGUAUCAGGCACCAUCUGAAGAAUGUUUUACCGAAAAAUUAAAUAGGAUUAAAGAAAUUAGACAGCACACAUAUACUGUUAAGGCUUCGAAUCGUCAAAAUUUCAAACAUAAGAGUUCAACCUCCACAGAUUGCGUUUCUUCAUCAAAGAAAAUAAAAAUCUUGUCAAAUUGUGUGGUAGCUCGGAGAAACGGCAGUCAAGGAGCUUCAGAACCUUCUACUUCUAGAAAUCAUAUGUCUGUAUCAGAGGUGGAAAAAAUAGCGAAGCAUGAAGAUUCAGUUUCAGACGAAGAUACAUUUUUUGAUAGUUGUUCUAAACUAUCACAAUCCACUCCUAGAAAAGUGUGAACAACUUCAAUUUUUAAUUGUUUUUUUUUGUAUAAAAGUAUUUUGUAUUUAAUAAGCUAUUGACCCAUUAACAUAUUGAAGUUGAUACUAAAUUAUUGUUAGUACUCAGCCUCAGUUUCUUGCUGCAACAUUAAUUAAAAAUAUAACAUCCAAAAGGUAGCUGAAACGUAUUAUCACAGAAUAAUUUUUUUUUCUACUCCCUUCUGGAAAAUACCUAAUUAUACACCGAUCUAGCGUGCGGGAAGCGUCACUUUACCACGUGAGUUUGAGAUGGCCGUAUUUGUCCAAAUCGUAUCGUGCAGCGCGAGCGGGAGGCCGGCAAAGCGUUUCCCUGGAGAAAGAAUUUUCCUUGAUAGAGAAUAAUUCAGAAUUGUUUAGAUUACAAUGAUUUUAAAAUACAUCUGUUAAUAUUUACAGUCACUCGGCUUAAAAGAUUCAGUUGCAUUUUAAUUAAUCAAAGAGCCAAACCUAUCAUAAAUGUUUAAAGGUUCUCAAUUAUUUUAAAUAAAUCAUUGCGGUCAUAGUAAAAUUGUAUUUAAGUACCUUUAUAAUAAUUUGAAAUAGAACACUAUUAGUUUGAAAAAGUUAUUUGCGAAAAUAUGAAACUGUGUAUAUUUGACGCAUACGUCCUGCGUGCGGGACAUUUGGGUAGGUAGUGUGGGAUGUUAAGGUGUGUAGUCAGUCAUAUGAAAUAUUUAGUUUUAGGUAAUUAUGGUAACAUGGUACAAAGUAAGGACAAACAUUUGCAGUAACUAACUAACAUAACGAACAUAAAAAUUAUGGUAAUAAAUGCAUAACUUGACGUAAAUUCUUAAAUCAACUUUCCGUUAAAAAUCUGACUACAAUAUAGUCUGCAGUUGUCAAUCCAUUGACAGAGAGGUCAAAAUCUUUGUCCAACUUUUCAGGGGCGUAAUGUCGUGAUGAAAAACUGAACCCCAAAUCGUCAGCCACUCGCCAAAUUUUCAUUCCAUUUUUAAGAACACACCUGACUGCAAAUUUAAUUUGCUCCUUGUUUUUUCGAGAUCUUUCAAUCUUUUUAGUAUUCUGCCUACAAUGUAGUAAGAAAGAAUUGGUAAAUGACUGUUAUAUCGCUAUACAACUAGUGAAUUUAUUUGGAUAAAUGCAUGAUCCAAAUCUCCCUUAUUAUGCAGGAGAUUUGGGUCAUGAUUCAAACAUCCCGCACUUUCCUGACUCAUACCUCCCAAUUUCCCGCUCUCAAAAUGAUGUUUGUUUAUAUUUUGGUAAUGGUUUGUUUACUAAAAGAUCCCCAAAUUAGAGUGUAAAAAUACGUCUCGUGCUAUAUCGAAUGAUAA
Messenger RNA from Cylas formicarius (sweet potato weevil), 4436 nucleotides. RefSeq lists its product as uncharacterized. The transcript has 8 exons. Gene Ontology annotation, cellular component: nucleus; condensin complex. The record is from RefSeq and is a predicted model, not a curated record. The coding region runs from base 166 to 3123 and encodes 985 amino acids. Lineage: Eukaryota; Metazoa; Arthropoda; Insecta; Coleoptera; Brentidae. Gene Ontology annotation, molecular function: chromatin binding. Gene Ontology annotation, biological process: meiotic chromosome condensation; mitotic sister chromatid separation.